AUGACCGCUCUUCUCCCAAUGGCCAUCUACGGCCUCGAGGUUCCACCUGGCGAUGUCGCGAUCCCAGCUCGACCAGACAUUCCUGCUGCCUUCCGUGUCACCAUGGCCGCCAUCGACCCAUCCGCGGAGCCAGAGGGCGAGGACGGUGCUGCUUCUCGUGCGACCUUGAAGAUCAUCCGCCAGUCUCUCUUUGACGACGACUCUGACGAGGACGAUGAGGAUGACGACGAGUUCGACGUCGCUCGAAUGGAGGCUAUGCUCGCUGAAGAUGACGAGGACGAUGAGGACAGCGAGGAUGACGACCAGGAAGCCAACGGCGGUCCAAGUGAUCCAGCGAAGUCCAAGAAGGCCAGGAAGGAGGCUGCCCGCAAGCAGAUCCAGGAAUUGCUCGAGGACGCUGAGAUGGAGGAUGACUCUGACGAUGCGCCCAACGGCAUCAACGGCAUCAAGUCUGCCAAGGCGCUCGGCAAGAUGCCAGUCGGCGACGAGGACGACGAUGAGGACUCUGAUGACGAGCCAGAGGAGUUUGAGGAGUUCGUAAUUUGCACUCUGGACCCCACCAAGAACUACCAGCAGCCACUCGACAUCACUGUCGUCGAGAACGAGACCGUCCUUUUCAAGGUGUCUGGUACCCACAGCAUCUUCCUUACCGGCAACUACGUCGAGCCAGCUGGCCAGCAGGAUGGCCCAGGCAUGUACGACCCAGACAGUGAUGAGGAGGGCGACUACGACCUCGAGCCCGACAGCGAUGAGAUGUACGACGAAGACGACGAGGAAGAUGAGCUCGAUGACCUGGACAACCCUCGUGUCAUGGAGGUCGACGAAGAUGAGGAUGAAGAGGAAGCCCCAAAGCUCGUCGAGGCUACCAAGAGCAAGAAGGGCAAGAACAAGCGUCCUGCCGAGGAUGAAGACGCUGCGAAUGGCGCCUCCAUCGACGAGAUGAUCGCAAAGGAGGCCAAGAAGGACCAGGCCAACGGCGAGCCGACCUUGAGCAAGAAGCAGCUCAAGAAGCUGAAGAAGAAUGAUGGCUCUGCUACUGUCACUGCCACUGAAGAGGUCAAGGACGGAUCUGGCAAGAAGGUGCAGUUUGCCAAAGAGCUCGAGCAGGGCCCAACUCCCACCAAGGCCGACAAGAAGGACGACAAGACGAAGGGAGCUCUCGGCGUGAAGAAGGUCCAAGGCGUGACCAUCGAUGAUAAGAAGCUCGGUAGCGGUCCCGCUGCGAAGUCUGGCGACCGCGUUGGCAUGCGCUAUAUCGGCAAGCUGUCGAAGAACGGGAAGGUGUUUGACUCGAACAAGAAGGGCAAGCCGUUCUCGUUCAAGCUCGGAGUUGGCGAGGUCAUCAAGGGCUGGGACAUCGGCAUCGCUGGCAUGACUGCCGGUGGUGAGCGUCGUAUCACCAUCCCCGCCCAUCUCGCCUACGGCAGCAAGGGCGCCGGCAAGGACAUUCCACCGAACUCUGAACUUGUCUUUGACGUCAAGCUUCUCGAGAUCAACAAGAGCAAAUAA
This is a messenger RNA of Zasmidium cellare ATCC 36951, 1509 nucleotides long. RefSeq lists its product as uncharacterized. Lineage: Eukaryota; Fungi; Ascomycota; Dothideomycetes; Mycosphaerellales; Mycosphaerellaceae. The transcript is spliced from 2 exons. Gene Ontology annotation, cellular component: nucleolus; chromatin. The record is from RefSeq and is a predicted model, not a curated record. Gene Ontology annotation, molecular function: peptidyl-prolyl cis-trans isomerase activity; macrolide binding. Bases 1 to 1509 code for a protein of 502 amino acids.